This is a messenger RNA of Pecten maximus, 2136 nucleotides long. Its product is annotated as mucin-16-like. The transcript has 7 exons. The record is from RefSeq and is a predicted model, not a curated record. Bases 94 to 2028 code for a protein of 644 amino acids. NCBI's taxonomy places the organism in Eukaryota, Metazoa, Mollusca, Bivalvia, Pectinida, Pectinidae.
UUUUGCGGCGCCUUAGUUACGAAGUUGGUUUCCGUAGGAAUCCACUAACAUGUGAUGGUGUGAUGAUUUCUCACGUUAUGUGUAGACCACGAUAUGCUUGAAGUUCCGAGCAUUUUGUCCUUACCGGACGAUCCCGUGAAGGUAACGAGGAGUGAAAAUAAUUAUACCACGGAUUCAUUACUCAGAGAGGAAGGGUACUACAUGAAGGCCACAGAGCAAAAGAAUAUGACAACUGAAGUGGUUAAGUCAUGCAAGACUGCCAAAUCCAUGCAAGUAUCUAAUACUGAUGGAAAGUCCAAUUAUCAACAAUUUGAAAAGUCAAGCACUCUGUCAAAGACAGUCGAUGUAGAAAACACAAAAUAUCAACCAAAGACCACCUUGGUGAAGUUGACACUUCCAGCAAAGACAACCACUGAAAAGUCAAGCACUCUAUCAAAGACAGUCGCUGUGGACAACACAAAAUAUCAACCCAAAACUACCUUGGUGAAGUUGACACUUUCAGCAAAGACAACCAUUAAAAAGUCUAGCACUCUGUCAAAGAUAGUCGAUGUAGAAAACACAAACUAUCAACCAAAGACCACCUUGGUGAAGUUGAGACUUCCAGCAAAGACAACAAUUGAAAAGUCAAGCACUCUGUCAAAGACUGUCGAUGUAGAAAACACAAACUAUCAACCAAAGACCACCUUGGUGAAGUUGACACUUCCAGCAAAGACAACAAUUGAAAAGUCAAGCACUCUGUCAAAGACAGUCGCUGUGGAAAACACAAACUAUCAACCAAAGACCACCUUGGUGAAGUUGACACUUCCAGCAAAGACAGUCAUUGAAAAGUCAAGCACUCUGUCAAAGACAGUCGAUGUAGAAAACACAAACUAUCAACCAAAGACCACCUUGGUGAAGUUGACACUUCCAGCAAAGACAACAAUUGAAAAGUCAAGCACUCUGUCAAAGACUGUCGAUGUAGAAAACACAAACUAUCAACCAAAGACCACCUUGGUGAAGUUGACACUUCCAGCAAAGACAACAAUUGAAAAGUCAAGCACUCUGUCAAAGACUGUUGCUGUAGAAAACACAAACUAUCAACCAAAGACCACCUUGGUGAAGUUGACACUUCCAGCAGAGACAACAAUUGAAAAGUCAAGCACUCUGUCAAAGACAGUCGAUGUAGAAAACACAAACUAUCAACCAAAGACCACCUUGGUGAAGUUGACACUUCCAGCAAAGACAACAAUUGAAAAGUCAAGCACUCUGUCAAAGACUGUUGCUGUAGAAAACACAAACUAUCAACCAAAGACCACCUUGGUGAAGUUGACACUUCCAGCAGAGACAAUCAUUGAAAAGUCAAGCACUCUGUCAAAGACAGUCGCUGUGGAAAACACAAAAUUUCAACCCAAAACUACCUUGGUGAAGUUGACACUUCCAGCAAAAACAACCAAUGAAAAGUCAAGCACUCUGUCAAAGUUAAAAAAAAAUGUAGUCAAAGCAAAAGUCAAAACAGUUGAAGUCUCCGAUUCUGAUUCCAAAAUGGUUAAGUAUGAAACAAAAGCAGCCAAAGCCGAAGUCAAAACUGUCAAAGCAGCAAGAUCAGAUACCAACAUGGCGAAAGUUUAUAAUGUCAGAAAUGUCAAACCAGAUGUUAUUACCCUCAAAACAGCAGAACCAGAUAUGAUUACUGUCAAAACUACAGAAGUAGAUGUCACAGAUUAUCAGAAGGAGAGAAAAACAGAAAUACAAACUAAUGUUGAUUCCUGUGACCAUGAGUGGGCAAAAAGUACCGAACAAAGACCAAAGAAAAGAAAGAAGUGUGAUAGUAACAGCAUUUAUAAAGGAAUAGAAUUUCAACCGAGUGAGGAGGGCAGAGACAUGGACAAACCCCAGGGACUACCCAAACUCGCCCCAUUGCCUGUGUACACCGACAAUUUCCAGGCCAGUUGUGUUUUAACCCAUCUGUUCUCAAGCAGAGACAACUUUGAUGAAGACUUUGUGGAGGACUACAUUAUACCAAAUUACAAAAGCGAGCAAAUGCUUUAAACUCUGUAUAAUUUUUUACUCAAAAAAAUGUCAUACUUGCCAUAUUUUUCGAUUACUUUAUAGGCAUUUGUCAAAGGAAAUUAGAAAUGUACUUUUUUUAACACAUAA